Molecule: messenger RNA, 5184 nt
Organism: Boleophthalmus pectinirostris (great blue-spotted mudskipper)
Lineage: Eukaryota; Metazoa; Chordata; Actinopteri; Gobiiformes; Gobiidae
Gene: atp11c
Product: ATPase phospholipid transporting 11C
Exons: 31
Coding region: 525-3998 (1157 amino acids)
Biological process (GO): phospholipid translocation
Cellular component (GO): endoplasmic reticulum; recycling endosome; trans-Golgi network
Molecular function (GO): magnesium ion binding; ATPase-coupled intramembrane lipid carrier activity; ATP binding
Source: RefSeq, a predicted model, not a curated record
CGCACCUUCACCGGGUGGAGCCUGUGAGCGUGGGAAGGUCUGUGUCCGCGGCUGGAGUGAAGAGCGUUUGACAGGGAGGAGAGACGAGCUGUGCACGGGAAUAGAGAAGUUAGUUUAACCCUAUAGAGAUCCCGUGUCAACGGAGAGGCACAACAUAGCACGACAAAUGAUUAGUGCGGUGCGAGACUCAGCAACAGGGCGCAGAGGAAAAUGUCAGGGACUGUCUCAGCUUUGAGGAGAGGAAAGCGCGACUAGUCACCGCAACGCGGAAAAUCUUCAGAGGAAGAGAAUGCGAAUGGUGCGAAGAUACCGAAAUCAACAAAAAUGGAAACGAUGUAGCACGGAUGCGGCACUUCGUGUAGCUAGAACUAACGCUAGAGUAGAAAAGAGAUAGCCAAGGCGCUAGCACGGUAACUAACAUACAUGUAAAGUUAUUUCCUAGGCAGGCUGGAGCAGAGGCUCGGGGCGUCUGUUGACACGGAAGAGUUAAUCUGUAGAGCGAUCCGAAGAAGAUAGUCGAAAAGAUGCUCCGGAGAAGGCUGAACCGUCUGCUUGGAGGGGAUGAAAGAAGAGUGGACAGCAGGACUGUUUAUGUGGGUCAUCACUCAAGUCCAGACAGUGAGGGGUUCAUCCCGCCAAAGUUCUGUGACAACAGAAUAGUGUCCUCCAAGUAUACAGUGUGGAACUUUCUACCAAAGAAUCUUUUUGAACAAUUCAGAAGAAUCGCCAAUUUCUACUUUCUUAUCAUCUUUCUGGUUCAGGUGAUAGUGGACACACCCACCAGCCCAGUCACCAGUGGCCUACCUUUAUUUUUUGUCAUAACAGUUACUGCUAUAAAGCAGGGGUAUGAAGACUGGCUUCGACACAAGGCUGAUAAUGAAGUUAAUAAGUACCUUGUAACUGUUCUACAAGAUGGUCAAAGAAUACGGACAGAGAGUGAAAAGAUCAAGGUGGGAGAUGUGGUAGAGGUGGAGGAAGAUGAGACCUUUCCCUGUGAUCUGAUUCUGCUUCAGUCCAGCCGUGAUGAUGACACAUGCUUUGUUACCACUGCAAGUCUGGAUGGAGAGUCCAAUCAUAAAACACACUACACAGUGCCAGACACUGAGAAGGAUCUGGAAUCUCUCAGCGCCACAAUCGAGUGUGAACAGCCUCAGCCUGACCUUUACAAAUUUGUUGGCCGCAUGCAUAUUUAUAAAAACAAUCAAGAGCCUAUAGUGAGGUCACUGGGUCCAGAAAAUCUAUUGCUGAAAGGUGCAACUUUAAAGAAUACUCAGAAAAUCUGUGGUGUAGCAGUUUACACUGGUAUGGAAACAAAAAUGGCUCUCAACUAUCAAGGAAAAUCUCAAAAGCGUUCUGUUGUGGAGAAGUCUAUCAAUGCCUUCCUUUUGGUUUACCUCUGUAUAUUGGUGAGCAAAGCUCUUGUCUGCACAACACUCAAGUAUGUGUGGCAGGGCAAGCCUGGACAGGAUGAGCCCUGGUACAAUGAGAAAACCCAAAGAGAGAAGGACACCAAUCUGUACCUGAAAAUGUUCACUGACUUCCUGUCCUUCAUGGUGCUCUUCAACUUCAUUAUCCCUGUGUCUAUGUAUGUGACGGUGGAGAUGCAGAAGUUUCUGGGAUCUUUUUUCAUUACAUGGGACAAAGAUUUCUUUGACAGUGAAAUAAAAGAAGGAGCACUGGUUAAUACAUCAGACCUCAAUGAGGAGCUUGGACAGGUGGAGUAUGUCUUCACAGACAAGACUGGUACCCUUACUCAAAAUAAUAUGGAGUUCAUAGAGUGCUGCAUAGAUGGCUUUCAGUAUAAGCAUCGUGAUGCAAGUUCAGAGCUGGAUGGCUUCUGUGUCACAGACGGACCUGUGAGCAUACUACAGCAGAAAGCUGGCAGGGAGAAGGAAGAGUUGUUUCUGCGUGCGCUCUGCCUGUGUCACACAGUUCAGGUGAAAGAGUCCACAGAGCCAUGUCCCGAUCAGGUGGAUGGUCUGAAUAACCAGGUGGACUGUUUAGGAAUAGAUGGAGACACUUUGGGAAUAGAUGGAGAGCUGUCGCACACUCAGGAGCAGAGAGGCUUUAUCGCCUCCUCUCCUGAUGAGAUCGCGCUGGUGAAGGGGGCCAUGAGAUAUGGCUUUACAUUUCUGGGUCUAGAGAGCAAAACAAUGAAAAUACUAAAUAGGAACAAUGAUGUAGAAAGAUAUGAACUGCUUCACGUGUUGAACUUUGACCCAGUGAGGAGACGGAUGAGUGUAAUAGUUCGAUCAUCAUCAGGUGACACACUGCUUUUCUGCAAAGGAGCAGACUCUUCCAUUUUUCCUCGUGUCAGACAGGAGGAAGUUGAGAGGAUACGCCUGCAUGUGGAGCGUAAUGCUACAGAGGGAUACCGCACCCUUUGUGUCGCCUACAAGCUCCUGAGUGAAGGAGAGUACGCUCAGGCAGAUGCAGGACUGAGAGAAGCCAGGUUAGCCCUGCAGGACAGAGAGGAGAAGCUCAUGGCUGUGUACAACCAGGUGGAGACAGGGAUGAGUCUCAUAGGAGCCACUGCUGUUGAAGACCGCCUACAAGAGGAAGCAGCAGAAACAAUGGAGGCUCUGCAGGGUGCGGGCAUGAAAGUUUGGGUCUUAACGGGAGACAAAAUGGAGACAGCCAAGUCCACCUGUUAUGCAUGCCGCCUGUUUCAGAAGAACACAGAGCUCUUGGAGCUUACAGUGCGAACGCUGGAUGAUGAAGUUAGAAGACGUGAGGAGAAACUUCACGAGCUGCUGCUAGAAUACCAUAAGAAAGCUGUUCAAGAUGCACCACCAGCCAAAGCAGGCAUCACCAGGAGCUGGUCUUCUGCUAGCCAAGACUAUGGUUUUAUUGUUGAUGGGGCAUCUUUAUCAAUGAUUCUGAACUCUUCCCCUGACUCUAGCAACAGUCGCUACAAGAACCUAUUUCUGCAAAUUUGCCAAAACUGUACAGCUGUGCUUUGCUGCCGUAUGGCUCCUUUACAGAAAGCACAGAUUGUGAAGAUGGUGAAAAACUCCAAGGGGAGCCCAAUUACACUCUCCAUUGGUGAUGGUGCAAAUGACGUCAGCAUGAUUUUGGAGGCCCACGUCGGCAUUGGCAUUAAGGGAAAAGAGGGCCGACAGGCUGUGAGAAACAGUGACUAUGCCAUUCCCAAAUUAAAGCACCUUAAAAAGCUUCUUCUUGCUCAUGGUCAUCUUUAUUAUGUUCGCAUUGCUCAUUUGGUGCAGUACUUUUUUUACAAGAACCUUUGUUUCAUCUUACCUCAGUUUUUGUACCAGUUUUUCUGUGGCUAUUCACAGCAGCCCUUGUAUGAUGCAGCCUAUUUGACGAUGUACAACAUAUGCUUCACUUCUAUGCCCAUCCUGGCCUACAGCCUGUUAGAGCAACACAUCUGCAUUGAGGUUCUCUUGGACAAUGCUACCCUCUACAGAGAGAUUGCCAAAAAUGCCAUGUUGCGUUGGAGGCCCUUCCUAUACUGGACAGUUCUUGGACUGUUUCAUGGGCUUCUCUUCUUCUUUGGUGUUUGGUAUUUGUUUUAUAAUCCAGCAUUGCAGGACAAUGGGCAGGUUUUUGGGAACUGGUCCUAUGGGACUAUUGUUUUCACUGUGCUUGUUUUCACAGUUACACUCAAGCUUGCGCUGGACACCCGACAUUGGACAUGGAUCAACCAUUUUGUCAUUUGGGGCUCCUUGGCAUUCUAUGUGUUUUUUAGCUUCUUCUGGGGAGGGAUUAUAUGGCCCUUCCUGAGUCAGCAGCGCCUGUACUUCGUGUUUGCAAACAUGUUAAGUUCAGUCUCGGCCUGGCUGGUCAUCAUUCUGCUGAUCCUGCUCAGCCUUCUGCCUGAGAUCCUUCUGGUAGUUUUCCGGAGACCCCGCGGACCCCACUCACGACAGAAAGAACUGGUUGAUUCCAGAGUGGGGGGGCUGCAGUCUCCCCGGUCCUCGGCCCGGCCCCUGCUCAUGAGAACCUUUUCAGAUGAGUCCAGUACUGUCAUUUAAACAGCCUUCAGAAAGUGGCCUCCUACAGACAUCCAGAUUGCACCUGUCACGCCACUCUCCUACAAGUGUCUGAAAGAAGGCGAGUGAACUCUCAUCAGGAAAAGCAAAAGCCUCUAAGCACUUGGCCACAGUGGCCUGCUGGAGGAAACGACAGUCCCAAUAGAAAAACACCAGACUUUCCCACAUCAGGGGAAAAAUGAAAAUGGCAACUGAAGUCAUUUUGACAAGCUCCUGUUGCCACUGUUUUUGUCCGUCCUCUUUUUAUUAAAGCAUGCCCUGGACUUCUAAAAGGCUAUGAGAUAAUGGGCAUGACAUUUUUUUUAUUCUAUUUAAUUGUAUUCAAGCAACACUCUGAAUGCAAACACGACUGCCUUGAUAGUUUUAACUGCUCUUAGUUAGCAAAUGGUUGUAAAAUGUCCUCCAGAAUGGUUCACAUGCAUGGAUGAUGGCCCAAAAGAACUACUCCUCAAUGAUGCUCCGGCACCAAAUUGUUUUAGAUUUAAUGUUUGUUUUAAUGUCUGCGUAGGAGACUGUUAAACCUUUGUUUUCUAAGUUACUGUUCAGUUAUAGAUGUGAUUAUAUUUGCCUAAUCUACAACAAUUUGUUUGGCAUUAGUACAUAUCUUUGCUUGCUUUACUUUGUCAUUCUCAGAGGAUUUAAAGUUAAGUUAUAUGUGCUAUAGAACAUAUAUUUAUUUAUAAGUUGUUUAAUUUAAUAAGCUCAAGGCCAAAUAUAAAUAUAUUACACCAGGCACCAGUGCAGACACUGUCAGUUCAACUGUAUUGUUUUACAUUUGCUGUUUAAUUAAAAGUAAAGGAAACCAGGAUAACUUGAACCUGAAAUGGUUUCUGCACUAUUCAAGAAAAUGGUUUCCUUCAUUGCUUGAUUUGCCACAAAGUUGUUGGCCUGAGCACUUCACACGUGUCAUUGCAGUGAGUACCACAGAUCUAUUUAAACAAAUGCACUAAGUCAAAUGAGGUAUUAUUAUUCUGUUCAUGUUGUUCACCUAAGCAGGGUUUACCUGCAGUAAAUGAAGCCAGUGUGAGGCUUUUAUUCCAGACUGUAGUAUCAGGCCUGUGUGUCAUCAUUAUAUUAUGUGUACUGCUUUAAACAUUCCAUUUACAUGUGCCAUAAUUUCAAAUAUUUACAGAUGUUUAUUUAAUAAACAUUUUAUUAUUUGACAUAA